AUGGCAACGCAGGCAGCACAUGUGCGAAGAAAAGAGGGAGAUAAAGGUGAAAAACUGUCUGAAUCCAAAGAAACCACAGACUCUGUGCCUACAAAACAACAACAACGCACCUCACGAACAAAACCGCCUCAAAACAACUCUCUAAAAGGAAAAGUAAAAAAAAAUGAAGGUUCUUUCCUUAUUGAUAACGAAAAUUUUAACGAGACGGGUGCUCUGUCUAGUGUCAGCGAGAGUGUUUCCGUUGAUUUCAUUUCUCAAGCUUUAAAUAAAGCUGCCGACGAGAUUAGUGUUCAACCCGUAAUUAGUCAAAGUAUUGUCGAUAAUACACUUCCCGCCAUUAAUAGUGGUGGUUUUCUUCCGGUAACUCUUCCAGCCGGUAAUAACGUUGUCGAUAUAACUUCACAUGCCUAUAACCCCAGUUUUAUUAGUACAGUCGACAAUAGUGUAGUUCUGACGACAAAUAUUGGUUCUGCUGAUAGUUCGAAGGGUGUCCUUUCAUAUAGCAAUUUUACAACUUUGAACACACAAGAAGCAGUGUCUCAAUAUAACAACACAGCAAUCCCGCAAGAAAUAACUCGCGUGACUCUGUCUAGUGUUCAUAAAGUAGAAGGAAAUAAGGACUUGACACCUAUUAAGGCGAUGUCAACAUCAUAUAUUCAAAACUACAUCACCUCCGAGAAUAUAAUAGAGAAAAAUAUCAGUCAUGCUGAUACUAGUGUAUUUGACGUUCCCACAACUCAGAUUAAUGUGGAUAAAUUACCCAACAAGACCGAUGAAAUGAUUAUUAAAACUAAUCCCAUGAUUAAUGCAGGUUUACAAAUCGAGGACGAAAACCAGUUGAAUAAUGAACGUGCUAGAUCUUUUGCGUGUGAAGGAAGUUCAUCGAAUACUCAUCUUGUUAAUGUUGCGGGUCCGAGUGAAAUUUCAUCUAAAUCAUUUUCUAAUCCGCAACCUCUAACUGAGAAUCGGUCAUCUACAAAAGGUAGCGGUCGAGGAAGACCGAAAAAGGCUGUUACUAAAAGUAAUAAUGAAGCCUCGACCGCGCCUAAGCCUGGCAGAGGAAGGCCAAGGAAAGUCAAACCAAGUGAAACAUUAGCUGGUACUGCUGAAGAAAUUACAACCGAGAUAAAACCUGCUGGAAAUGAAAGUUUUACGAACACGCAUGAAAGUUUACCCGAAGUUCAAGGUUCUUCAGUCAUCGUUGCAGAUGAAAACAUAACCAAAACCAAUCCUGGUAAAAAAAGGGGAAGGCCACCCAAAAUAACUCAGGUCGGAAACUCUGUUACCGGUCUUGCUGAUGGAUCCACAAGCAAACCUAUUAUUGUUCCUAAAAAGAGAGGCAGACCAAGAAAAGAAGCGGCUAACAACGGUGAAUUGAAUGCAAAUCCUAUGGAAUCUACGAUUCUUAUUAAAACUGGCAAACGUGGAAGACCAAGAAAGGUCCCCAAAGUUGAUUCUCAUUUAAGCAAAGACUCGAUCGUACCCACUAAACAUAAAGGUAGAGGAAGACCGAGAAAGGUUUAUAAACCUGGAGAAGCUAAGAACGAAUCUACUGGUGUUGUAAAAAAACGUGGAAGACCGAGAAAGGUGUUAGUAUCUGAAAACAGUGAGCCCAAAAUAUCUGAAAGUAAUGAACCUAAAGAUGUGCCCGAAAGUAUUGAGCAUAAGGAUACGUCUGAAAAUAUUAUGUCCAAAGAUGUAUCCGAAAAUAUUGAACCUAACGAGACAACUCAAAGUAUUGAUCCCAAAGAUGCACCCGAAAACAGCGGACUCAAUGACAAACCCGUUGAUGCUACUAUUGAUGUUAAAAUCAAAACCGGUAAACGAGGAAGGCCAAAGAAGACAUCUACAGUUGAAGGAAAUCAAGAAGGAUCUAUUAAAGAGCCCACCGUUCCUAAAAAACGUGGAAGACCUAAGAAGGAGAAAUCUGAAAAUAAUGAAACAAAACCAGAAAAAGUUAAAGGUAAACGAGGAAGGCCAAAAAAAAAACAGAAAGUCGAUGAACCUUCUGCUGGUUCCGAUGAACCAGGUGCUGCCUUGGAAUCUGUUGAGAGUCAACCAGCAAUCAGCAAUAUUCAAGUCAACGCCACCACCGUUUCUGUGGUUAAUGUCGAUGGGGUAAAUAUGACUACCGGUGAAAUUCCAACUGGUGGAACUGAUGAAAUUCCUGAAGAAUCGAUUGAUGAAUUGAUCGAUGAAUUAACAACAGCAACUAAUUGA
Molecule: messenger RNA, 2220 nt
Organism: Acaulospora morrowiae
Lineage: Eukaryota; Fungi; Glomeromycota; Glomeromycetes; Diversisporales; Acaulosporaceae
Source: the annotation of a GenBank genome assembly